Colletotrichum chrysophilum is the source of this 1350-nucleotide messenger RNA. RefSeq lists its product as uncharacterized. The record is from RefSeq and is a predicted model, not a curated record. The transcript is spliced from 4 exons. Lineage: Eukaryota; Fungi; Ascomycota; Sordariomycetes; Glomerellales; Glomerellaceae. Gene Ontology annotation, biological process: transmembrane transport. Gene Ontology annotation, molecular function: transmembrane transporter activity. Bases 1 to 1350 code for a protein of 449 amino acids. Gene Ontology annotation, cellular component: membrane.
AUGGACGCCGCGAAGAAGCACGCCGACGCCGGGCCCGGCGCAAGCUCGCCCGAGAUCGACGCCCGGGACCUAGAGCCCGUCGACAACGACCUGGCGUUGCGGGAGAAGGCGCUGGUCAGAAAACUGGACGCGCGCAUCAUUCCCCUUGUCAUGCUCCUCUACCUCUUAAGUUUCCUAGACCGCGUCAACAUCGGCAACGCACGCCUCUACAACCUCGAGUCCGACCUCAACCUCCAAGGAAACCAGUUCCAGGUCGCCGUCUCCAUCCUCUUCGUGACCUACAUCAUCUUCGAGGUCCCCUCCAACCUCGUCCUCAAGCUCUUCACGCCCUCCCGCUGGAUCGCCUUCAUCACCGUCGCCUGGGGCAUCAUCGCCACCCUCACGGGGCUGGUCGACUCCUACGGCGCCCUCAUCGCCUGCCGCCUGCUCCUCGGCGCCGUCGAGGCCGGCCUCUUCCCCGGGCUGAACGUCUACCUCACCUUCUUCUACAGCAAGCAUGAGCUCGCGCUGCGCGUGGGGUAUCUCUUCGUCAGCGCGGCCAUCGCGGGCGGGCUGGGCGGGCUGCUGGCUUAUGGGAUCGGGCACAUGGAGGGCGUGGCCGGGCUGAGCGGGUGGCGGUGGAUUAUGAUUAUCGAGGGCCUGCCGACGGUCGUGCUUGGUGUUGUGACGUUCUUUUUGCUGCCGAAUGAUGCUGCGAGUGCGAGUUUCCUGAGCGAGGAGGAGAAGAGGCUGAUGGUGGAGCGGCGGGGGCGGGAGUACGGCAACACGAGCAGCGCGCAGGAGUUCAGCCGCGAGGACAUGUGGAAGGCCUUCAAGGACUGGAAGGUCUGGGUGUUUUGCGUGGCGCAGUUUGGCGUGGAUACCAUGCUCUACGGGUUCUCGACUUUCCUCCCGACGAUCAUCAACGGCCUUGGCACCUGGACCGUCGCGCAGGUGCAGCUCCUCACGGUGCCGUGCUACGCCCUUGGCGUGGUGGUGUACAUGACCGCGGCCUUCCUGUCGGACCGCAAGCAGUUGCGCGGGCUGUUCUGCGUCGUCUUCGGGAGCGUCAGCGUGAUCGGGUACGCCAUCCUCAUCUCGGACACGUCGUCUGGGGUGCAUUACUUUGGGUGCUUCCUGGUGGCGGCCGGGUUCCAAGCAAUCGAUAAGCCCAGGUACAUCAGGGGCCACGCGGUGACGCUGAGCAUGGUCGGAAUGGGGACGUGCUUGUACGGCUUCAUGUGGUUCUGGUACUGGAGGGCUAACAAGCAGCGGGAGGCCGGUCUUGCGGAGGAUAAGUAUCGUGAUCUGUCUGAUGACGAGCUUGCGGAGCUUGGGGAUGAGAGUCCGCGGUUCAGAUACACUAUUUGA